CUCUAGUGGCAAAGAACAAAGAUUUUAGAGAUGUGGAGCGUCUUUGCGCUUGCAACAGCCAUGAAGCUAUUUUCCCUUCUCUUGAUCGCCAGUCUAACGGCCCUGGCACUUGGCCACGGCUAUAUAAGAAAUCCCGCAGCGAGAAAUGCGUGUAAGCAAUAUGGUUUUGAGGAAUGCAUCAUUGAGUGGACCAUGGACGAAAAGAACUGUGGGGGAAUUUCUGCUCAAUGGAAAGAUAACGGUGGAAAGUGUGGUGUGUGUGGCGAUCGGUAUGAUAACCCUAAACCAACCCUUGUCUAUCCGGGUAAAUUCGCCACAGGCACCAUCACGGGGAUUUACAAAGAAGGACAACUGUUUGAGCUAGAGUUGAACAUCACCGUGAGCCACAAGGGUUGGUCGGAGUUCCGGGUGGGAGAUAUCGGGACCCCGCCCAUCACACAAGCCAAACUGAACCAUCUCCUGAAAUUAGAGGACGGCACCACUCGAUGGAUGCACCCUGGAAAGGCAGGACUUUACAAGAUAAUGCUGCAGCUUCCCGCUGGACUAAAGUGUCGACACUGCGUGCUCCAAUGGUGGUGGAGAACCGGUAACAGCUGGGGCUGCGAUAGCGAUGGCUGUGGUUUGGGACACGGACCACAAGAGCAUUUCGUCAACUGCGCAGACAUCACUAUCAUUCCCAAAGAUGGCGUCCUCCCUACCCUCCCCCCCACCAAAGCACCCCCUCCACGAAGCACCCGGCGACCUCCGCCAGAUACCCCGGCUCCUCCAUCGGGAGGAGUUUGCAAGUCGAUAGGUCCCUGGGCCAGCGCUGGUAUGGAUAACUGGUGUCAACAAAACUGCGCGCUUGGACAUUGCCCAAGUGACAGGUGCAAAUGCACGUAAAGUAAAACUUUUGUGAAAUCAUAAUAAAAAUCAAUUUAUCUCA
Messenger RNA from Nematostella vectensis (starlet sea anemone), 925 nucleotides. RefSeq lists its product as uncharacterized. The transcript is spliced from 3 exons. Bases 31 to 882 code for a protein of 283 amino acids. The record is from RefSeq and is a predicted model, not a curated record. Lineage: Eukaryota; Metazoa; Cnidaria; Anthozoa; Actiniaria; Edwardsiidae.